CCUCCAUGACUUUUAAAUGAAGCCAGACACAGAAGGGCCUCUUUGUCCCAUCUUCCACCCACCGUGGCAAUUUGCUGAGCUCCUGCUGGCUCUAGACAGAACUUUGCAUGCUCCAGUCCAGGUUUUGCAACAGUCGCAAUAUUUUGGCAGGAUAUUGUCUUAGGAGGUGGUACGAGUGGGGUGGGAUUCCCUCCUGCCGCAGUUUGCACACUCCAUGCCUUUGCAAAGCUGGAUGGGUUACGUUUGUAGGCAGGAGGAGAAGAGCAGUGAUACAGGGGAAGCCGUCCGGGCGAAGAGGGGCUGGAGUCUGCCGCAUAAAAAACAGGAACUUAUUAAUGUGCAAAUUGCUUAGAUAUGAUCACAUUCUUCUUUUGCUCAGCAUAUCCAGAGAGCCGUGUGGGAUACAAACGAGCCCAGGCAAUCUUCGCAAGCAGGAAUUCGGCUCGGUGGAGGAGACGGAAUCGCUUCCCUCUGUGAAAUUUGGAAAACUAUUUGGUGCCUGGCUUUGGAAGAAGAAAGGAUUUGGGGUUGUUGUUGUUGUUUUAAAAAAUCCAAACUGAAGGUACAAAAACUGGCAGAGGGAAAAACUUGUGUGGGGAAACUUUUUUCCCUGGUGGAAUGGAUGAUUGCGAUGAGUGCUGAAAUUGGAGUCUAACCAGAGUAGCGGAGAGAGUUUCUUCAGGCAGCAGCAAGCAACUGACAGCUCAGAGGUAAGGAUUUCGCAACACACGCUUGUUUGGAAGGGGCUGUUGCAAGGGCAGAUUUGCUGGGCAUGUCAGGUUGCUUGAGAACAGCACACACCUAAUGUAAUGUGGUGGAUCACACUUUUUGGCAUUGCUGGGGAACUGCCAGAGAACAGAACCUGGAGGGUUUCACUCUCAGACCAGGGACAGGGUUUUCCUGGCCUGACUCUGGUUCAGUGUUAGGAAAUGGUUUGGGAAUAUGGAUCAUGUUCCUAGGUGAUGGAUCAAGGGAACCAUCUCAGGACAACUGUAUCCCCACUCACCAUGCCCCCCUCCACCUCUUUCCCCCUUUUCUUCCUAAUGUAACACUAAUGUCUCAACAAAUGAAACUGAUCUGUAGAAAAUUUAACUUGAAAAAAGAGACAUUGCACAUAGUUUUGUAAACCAAGAAAUCUUUAAUAAAAAUAUGUUUUCAUCAUCAUCAUCGCCAUCAAUAGGGGCUAGGGCUCCCUGCUGCAUUUGGUUUCUUUGCUAUAGUCCUUCCUGACCAGUCCUUUCCUAAGGAGGCAUUCAGCCUGGCAAUCUUCUACCUAAUGCCCCAUGAUGCCUGGUUCCAGGAGGACAACCAGACGGGCAACUGUGGUGGCGAUUACACGUUGCAUUGCAUCUGAUUAAAUCCUCUUUGUUGGUCCCCAAAGCCUGGGCUGACACUCCAGAAAGGUGUUUUAAAUUUAUCCAAAUUGAAGAGCAGAAACUGGAAUCCUAAACAUGCUUACAUGGGAGUAAACCUUAUUGAGCGGGAAUUAACUCUGAGCUAACAUGCUAUAUGGUUGUGCUGAAAGGGUUGUCAUCAAAGUAUGGAGAUCAACAGUAGGUUUUUUUAGAGCUUAAGAUGGUCUGUUAGAGCCAUUGUUUCCUGUGGUGUACACCCACACCCACACCCACACACCAUUCGCUCCGCUGCAGUGUCUGAUUAAGCUGGCCACACUGCAUGAUCAGCAAUUCUAGCAAGGUAGGCAUAUUCCAAAUGAGCAACAAUAGUCCCGCUGUCAUCUACCACCUUCAACGAUCUUAGUUUGGAGGACCAUCGUUUUUGAGAGAUUUGCAUGGCCAUCUAAGAUCUGUGAUGAACAAGUGUUUCUUUUGUCCCUGGGAUAUACAUCCUUUUUAAAAAAAAUAUAUGCAUUUAUAUCCUACCUUUUCCUCCAAGGAGCUCAAGGUGGCCUGUAUGAUUCUGUCAGUGUUUGAAAAAAGCAAAGGUCCUGACUUCCUUUGUCUCCUCAGCCUGGUCCUCAGACCCUUGUUGGCAUAAGAGUCCAAGAGAAGAGUAUACUUGCAUUGACCACUCUACAUAUACAGGUACAAUUGGGUAAAAGUUUGCAUGAGUCAUUGUAGGCCGCUGAUUCAAGCUAAGUUCUUUUAGCAUUAAAGAAACAGCGGCCAAUUUUUAGCCACGACAGAUUCUACCCCUCCUCAUUUAAUCCCCACAACAACCCUGUGAGGUAGGCUAGGCUGAGAGAGGCAGUGACUGGCCCAAAGUCACCCUGUGAGCUUCACGGCCAAGAGGUGAUUUCAACCCUGCUCUCACCCAGGUCCUGGUCAGACACACCAUUACGCCACACUGGCUCUCUGGUUGAAAAGAUUUUAAGAUAAGCACAUCAUUGGCCACAAAGCCUCUCAGAUUCUCAAAAUAACAAUCCUUUGACAUGGAUCCUUUGGGCAGCAGUUUCCUGUGUGGCUCAAUGAUUUGCUGCUCUUCAGGGCUGUUCAGGAGGCACUCCUUUGGAACCAGAGCUGGAGGAAGAAGGCACCUGGCUUCAAGGACCAGCACAGCCUAUCCCCUGAGGGAGAUCCAGCAGAUCCCUCCUGUUGGGUGAGGAUGAUGAGUGAGGACAGAAUCCAACCCUGCAGCAAGUUCCUCCAUGCCUGAAAGAACCGCACCUUGGAAUCUGGGGGCGUCUGGCAAAGUCCCAGCAGGAAGCAUGAUCCCCCAGGGAUUCUCCAUCUGCCUGGAAUGAGGCAGGGCUGGUAGUGCACUUGGGGUUGGGGUUCAGGGUGGGGUCCAUAAGAAACAGGGAAUGCCAAAUGCCAAAAAAGAAGAAAAACAAACAGAGAAAAAGGACUGGAGGCUGACGAUGACCGUCUUCUUGCAGGGGAGAAAUGCACCCAGGAGUUUUUGUUUUGUUCUGAAAGCAAUGCCUCCCUGAGAAAUAACGGGAAGCUGUAAAAUCUGGGCACAAUUACGUUAUGUUAAAGGAGGCAAGUUUGUCAACAGCCCGUUUCCUUCCUUUGCUGACCCUUUGGCAGCACCCUUCCUCAGGACUCUUCGCCCAAACAAGAUCAAGCACAAGUGAGCCUCAGACGUGGGAUGAACUGAAAACCCUCAGCCAGUGAGAACAUCCACACCUCUUCACCCCAACCCCAAAAGAGCUAACCUUUUGAAGUCCACACCAGCUGAUCUCACCAUGAUGGUUACACUCUGCCUCGACAGUCAAGGCAGCAAUGCUUCUGAAUACCAGUUUUUGGAAACUGCAGGAGAGGAGAGGGCUCUUGCUCUCGGGUCCUGCUUCCACGCUUCUCAUAGGCGUCUCGUUGCCCACUGUGAGAACUAAAUGUUUCACUAGACAGGCCAUUGGCCUGAUCCAGCAGGCUCUUCUUGUGUUCUUAAUGCCAAGAGGCAUUGUGUGAGUCGUUGGCGAUGAGCUUUAGAAAAGCUUCAAGGUGUCAUUGUUUACUGCCAUUGGCAUGAAUAUCCUGGCUCCAUUUCCUUUGGCUACUGUAUAAAGCCUGAUGGCUUUGCUAGCGUACUUGUUCCCAUGCUGGGCUUCCAUGCAAUGCAUACUGUAGGCCAAUGGACUGGUGAGGAAGCAGGGAAAGCAAGAAUAAGAACAUCAGAAGGGCUUGCUGGAUCAGGCUAAUGGGCUAUCCAGUCCAGCAUCCUGUUUUUACAGUGGCCACCCAGGGAACAAGACCACUCUCCCCUCCUGUGGUUUCCAGCAACCAGUAUUCAGAAGCAUUCUGAAUUCAGAAGUAUUCAGGCUAGUAGUCACUGUUAGCUUUAACCUCCUCCACCAGUUUUUUCGAAAUCUCUUUUAAAGCCAUUUAGGUUGGUGGCUCCCACUGCCUGCUGCGGGAGCAAGUUACGUAGUUUAAGUAUGCCCUGAGUGAAGGAAGACUUCCUCCUGAAUCUUCCAACAUUGCUCCGUUGGAUGUUCAUGAGUUCUAGUGUUAUGAGAGAGGGAGAAAGGCUUUCUCCAUGCCAUGCAUAAUUUUACAAACUAAAACAGAACCUCUAGUGUGAUGGGAGCUUUUGCAAGGGAUGCACAGGCAAGAGAAGGUAACUGAGGUUUCUGAGGCUGCCAGAACGAGGCUUUCUGAGGGCAGCAGGGGGAGGGAGAGGAGGGGGUUGCAGGUUAGCAGAGCCCACCUGAGUACUGAGCAGGAGCCAGGGUUGGGCGGGAGGACACAGAUCUUGAGAAGGCUCCUGCAGGCUUCAGUGGUCUUCUUCCAUGGCUUCCUUGCCCUUCAGUUUAUAUUUCAGGAUUAGAGAAACUCCUAUCAAAACCAAAUGUUGACCAUCUGGUUAGGAAACACAACAGAGCCCAGCCUGUUUUUAUGGCUUGGAGGAUUAAGCAAAACAAAGUGCAUUUUCAGCAUCAUGUGGGGAUAGAGCAGCGGCGGCCCCCCUCUCUCCCCCUGCCAGCCACACGGAUCUUUCUCUGCUUUCGGUGACCUUGUGCACCACGGGAGGCGAGAGAUGGCAGUUCUGUCCUGUGCGGCUCUCUCCCUGCUCAGCGUGCCAAGCAGGAUGUUGACCCCCAGAGCAGGCAGGAAAUGAUGAUGGGCCAGAGGGGUGGGAAGGGGUCAGUCAGAGGGUCACUGCCAGGGAAUGCCUCCAUGAAGGUGGGAGAGGGCAAACGGAUCUGUGUUUCCUUCUUAGAUCUUAGAAUUGUAGAGUUGGAAGGGAGUACGAGGGACAUCUAGUCCAACUCCCCAUAAUGUAGGAUUUUUUUGCCCAAUGUGGGGCCCAAACCCCUAACCCUGAGAUUAAGAGUGUUGUACUCUACUGAAUGAGCUAACCAUCCAUAUCUUGCAAACUUCUGGGGUGGCAGCAGGGGUGGGCAGGCCAGAGAAUCAGCCAUUGCUCGAGUCAGCCUUCCAGCCACAUCUUUUGCCUUGGAUUUUUUCUUUCCCCAAUCCUGAUAUGGUGGCAAUGGUAAAACACUCUGCACAUGCUCAGGUGAAUCUUAUGCUUUGUUAUUGCUUCACAUGUAGCAGGAUGGAAAGGGGCUCCAGGGCCACAGUCGAGCGUCCCAGGUAGUAGUUAUCACAGGCUAUGUGAGGUUGCUACAGGGCUUACAAGGGCCAGCUAUAUUGGUAUGCCCUGCCCCCCUCCCACCGCAAUUGUUGUGGAGUGAGAGAUACCUAAGUGUCAGGAUUGCCACCAGCCAUCCAACCUGCUUCCGUCUUCCCUCCGCUCCUAUGCACGCUGGCACCAGGAGUGGGAACUGCACUUCAGUAGAUGCUGGUAGUGCUGGCAAAGGAGUCCUGCUGGUCUCAAGACCCCUUGCAAGCCAGCCAGCCAGCCAGCCAGCCAGCCAGCCUUUGACUGGUCUGUGUGAACCAUACCGACGAAGAGACUCUCUGAGCCGUCCCUCUUAGGGGGAAGAGCACAGCAAAGUGGAUAUCACAGGAUGUAAACAGGGGAUGAAUCACCCUGCGAAGCUGGCGUAAUCCUUGUUUGGCUUGCAGGAAUUUAUUAAAAUCUCUAUUUAUAAAGGAGAUUUAUUUAUUGAUGCUGAGGACAUGGUUGUUUUGGCUGGAGGAGGUUCACGCGUCUGCACCAAAUCAACUUUCUAGGCAAUGAGGCCUGCAGGAGUUAAGCACCUCAGUUGUGGAGCCAAAUGGAAACUUAACGGGUUGGGAGGAUUCAUCGGCCCACAAUUGUAACUGCUAAGGAAUCUGACAGGAAAGGCCCCCAUCACUUUUGAUGUACAAUGUGACAUUAUGCAUUGCAGCAGCCCCCGGGUUGCUUUGGAAUGGGCUUUGGGGCCAGGCCUCCUAAAACCACUUGUCACUUAAGUAAACUAUGAGGUGUCAACCCAUCGCAAGAGUGACCCCAGGGAGCAUCUUUUAUGGAUGGGAACAGCGGAAACUCAAGAGGUUUGGAAGCCCAGUCUGACAGGUAGAAGUCAGUAUCUGGGCUUGUAUGGAGGCAAUGGAGUCUCCCUCCCCAGCUCUCAAACUGUGGAACUCAUUCCCACAUGGGGCAGUGAUGGCCACUGACUUGGAUGGCUUUGAAAGAGGAUUAAACAAAUUCAUUGAAGUGAGGACUAUUGAUGGCUACUACCCAUGAUGACUGUGCUCUGUCUCCAAAGUUGGAGAAAGUAAUGCUUCUGAAUACCAGUUGUUAGAAAACACAGGAGGGAGAGAGUACUCUUGUGCUCAGAUCCUGCUUGCUGGUUUCUAACAGGCAUCUGGUUGGCCACUGUAGGAACAGGAUGCUGGACUAGAUGUCCACCCCCACCUUUGUCUGAUCCAGCAGGAUCUUAUGUUCUUAUGCGUUCUCUGGCCCACCCUUGCACUCUUAGUUACAGGCAAUAGGAGCCUCUCCUUCCUUGUUCCUCUUCUGCUGUUUUCUCUCAUGUGCAGGCCCAUUGAGUCAGGCCAGCUGUUACUGGGGGAACUUGUUGCUAGUUCCCAGGAAUAUAGUAGGUUAAGCUCUGUGUGCUGCUGUUGUGCCAUGUGUGUCCAUCUGGGCUUGUCAGGUGGGCUUUGGAUUCUCUAUCACAAAGUGGAAAGUGGUGCAACUUUCUCCAGGUUCAAAGGCAGUAUGAACAUAAGAAGAGUCCUGAUUAAUCAGAACAAAGGUGCAUCUAGACCAUCUAUUUUCUUAUAACAGAACUGAUCAUUAAAGUCAGUCUGUGAGCACUUAGAAAAAGAUGCUGUGGUUACUAAAAGUCAGCAUAGGUUUAUCAAAAACAAGUCAUGCCAGAUGAACCUCAUUUCUUUUCUUGAUAGAGUUACAAGUUUUGUGGAUCAGGGGAAUGCUGUAGACAUAGUGUAUCUUGAUUUCAGUAAGACUUUUGACAAAAUCCCCCAUGAUAUUCUUGUGGAGAAGCUGGUAAAAUAUGGGCUGGACAAGGUAACCUUUAGGUGGAUUUGUAUCUGGUUGACUGACUGAACCCCAAAAGAGCUCAUUAAUGGUUCUUCAUCAUCUUGUAAAAAAGUGACAAGUGGGGUCCUGCAGCCUUGUGUCCUGGGCCCGUUGUUGUUCAAUGCCUUUAUAAGCAAUUUGGAUGAAGGAAUUGAUGGGAUGCUCAUCAAAUUGACAGAUGGCACCAAACUGGAAAGGGUAGCUGCUAAUGAUGCAGAAGACAGAAUUGGGAUUCAAGAGGACCUUAACAGAUUGGAGAACUGGGCCAAAGCUUACAAAAUGAACUUCAAUAGAGGUAAAUGUAAGGUUCUGCACUUAGACAGGAAUAAAAAGCUUCGCAAACAUAAGAUGUAGGAAACCUGGCUUGUUAGUAGAACAUAUGAAAAGGAUCUAGAGGUCUUGGUAGACCACAAGUUUAACAUGAAUCAACAGUGUGAUACAGCAGUGAAAGAGGCUAAUGCUUUUCUAGGCUGAAUCAACAGAAGUAUAGUAUUGAGAUGAAGGCAGGAGUACCUGAAGGCUUUUCUCCUGCUGGGUGAGCUCUGCUCCUACCUCCAGUCCCCAUUUGGACAGGCAGUUUUUGCACCCAACAUCUCAUUGCAAAGCCCACUUUGGAGUUUUGCUUUUUUUCAAGCACCUUAAACAUUUUUCUGUUCAAAGAUCUGAUCUGCAUUUUUUUUCCGUACUAAAACAGUUUUAUACUUUUGGCUUCAUGGAGAUGGGGGAGUUGGCUGUGUGAUGUGACACAAGAGCACAAUCUGCUGGAAAAACAGCAACAGAACAGUAGCCUCUACCUUGAACUCGAACAAAGCUGAAGAUUCAGGACUGGAAUGACUUCUUCAUGCAGCGCGGUGUUAAAAUAUGGGGUUUGCUCCUACAUGAUGCAGUGAUGGCGACCACCACCAUUUAACAGGAAGUUAGACAAAUUCACAGAGGGUAAGGCUAUCAGUAGCUACUAGUCAUUGCAACAGGUGUAUGGUUCUAAAUCUAGAACUACAGUGGUACCUCGGGUUACAUAGGCUUCAGGUUACAUAUGCUUCAGGUUACAGACUCCGCUAACCCAGAAAUAGUACCUCGGGUUAAGAACUUUGCUUCAGGAUGAGAACAGAAAUUGUGCUCUGGCGGCGCAGCAGCAGCAGGAGGCCCCAUUAGCUAAAGUGGUGCUUCAGGUUAAGAACAGAUUCAGGUUAAGAACGGACCUCUGGAAUGAAUUAAGUACUUAACCUGGGGUACCACUGUAAAAGUAAAAAUGACAAUUGCUGCUGUGGGGCGGUGGUGGAAUGGCCACCUAGCCUGUUUGGUGGCUUCCCAGAGGCACCCUCUUCCCUGUUGACAGGAUCGUGAAGCAGGAAGGCCUUGCCAUUGCUCCCUGAUCUCGUUCUUCAGCUGUAGCCAAAGGAAACACCCACCUGCUGGCAGGGAUGAGCCCAUUUCGUCUGCUCUUGGUUUUUGGCUGCUGCAUUGCAUCCUGAUGGAUGGCAGCACAACUCCCCCGAGGCAGAGGUAGGCGGUCCUGAACGUGUGCCAGGGAAUCCCUCCAAACUUGCAGAAUUAAUGGGAAGCAAGAUCUCUGGCAGGUGAAGGAAAACCAGGGUGCUCAAGGCGCAAGAUGGAGAAGAAAGGUGGCAGCCUGCUGGCAUGCACUGCCAUGUUACUCACCAGCAAAACCUGGCAGAGAAUGCGGGGAGCGGGGGGGGGUGGGGUAGUUUUAUAGACCGUGAAACAAAUAAAGACCCGUGUGAUGGUGUGAUAUAUCCUCUGCAAAGGGUGCUAAAUUGAGGUCGGGGCUGACUCUAGAAGGGUGGCAACACUGGUGCCCCAAGACCAGGAAAUGUCCCACAACUCAGCUCAACAGCUGCACCAUCCUCACUCUUCAAGUGGCAGCCAAAAAGGUUGGCUGCAGCAUGAGCACAUUCUCACUUUGCAGACCACACCCCUCUUCCUGGUGAAGGCAAUGGGAGAUCCCUGGGACACACACAGAACACUGAAGAGACAUUGGUUUACUAGAUAGAUAGAUAGAUAGAUAGAUAGAUAGAUGAUAGAUAGAUCGAUAGAUCAUCUACCUAUCUUCCUAUAGACAUAAAAAGGUAUAAUGUCAUCAUGCUGGUGUGGCCACCAAUAGGAGCCAGAGGUGGUGUAGCGGUUAGUGUGUUGGUCUAGGACCUGGGAGGCCAGGGUUCAAAUCACCAUUGAGCCAUGGAGCUCACUGGGUGAUCUUGGGCCAGUCACUGUCUCUUAGCCUAACCUACCUCACAGGUUUGUUGUGAGGAUAAAAUAGGAAGAACUAGGUUUGCCACCUUGGGCUCCUUUGAGGAAAGGUGGGAUAUAAACACAAGAAAUAAAUGCAAUAAAUAAUAAACUGCAGCAUGAGAAUGGUGAGCCCAUUUAAUGUGCCUGCAGCGAGGUUCGGUGGAGAGUGAAGAGGCCAUUCACUCAAUGACGCACCUGCCCUUGCUAUGCUAAAGGAACCUGCAGUGAGGUUUAAUGGAGGGAGGGCUUCAUCCACAUAGCUAGCUGCUCUGUGAAAUGCCCCUCCCCUGGCUCACUUAAAAAGGAGUGACUGGGGUGAGCUGGGAGGGACAGGGUCUAAGGAGUGGGGAGGUGUAAAAGGAGAGGUGUUUGGUCCGAUGUGGGGGAAAGGGGGUUGCCAAAGGAGUAGGUGAGGUUGGUGAAUGGAGCAAGUAGGGUCAGAGCCCCUAGUAUUUGCUAUACAGUAUCAUAGAAAUGUAGAGUUGGAUGGGUCCCCUAAGGGUCAUCAAGUCCAUCCCCCUUCAACCCAAGAAUCACAGACAGACAGAACCAACCUGAUUAAAAACUUCAAAGGAAGAAGAGUCUACCACCUUCCAAUGGGGUCUGUACCACGAUUGCAUAGCUUACUAUCAAAAAGUUCUUCUGAUUAUAUAUAUCACACACACACACACAUCUAAGACCGCUUUCGUAAAAGUUUAUUGUUUUAACUCUAAAAAGUUCAACUAACACCCCCCCCCCGCAAUAAUCCACUAUGCAAAUCCCACAGUUGCACUUUGCAGAAGACUUAAAAAAGACUGGCCAUAAUUUGAGGGCUUAGUAAUUGAAAUAGUUUUCCCCUGAUGCCGAAAGGAUAUUAUUAAAGUUGCUUGGAAACAUCCCUGUGGAGCCUGUGGAGGAAGAGAAAAAGUCACAUCCCUUAUAUUGCGCACAGAAACAAACUGGAAGCCAGAAAAGAUGUUUCAGCACUGGCAGAAUCUGGCCAGCUGGCCAGCAUCUGUUAAUAACCAAGACCAGUUGCAGUUUCCCAACCUUUUAUUCAUAGGCUUCCCUACAAAUACUGCAUAAUCUAAUCUGGGUUUAGUAAAGUGUGGAUAACUGUAGUGAUCCUGCUUUUUUCCAUGGGUCAAAUGAAAUCAGUAAGAAGCACUUCAGGCCACAGUUGUCACUUGAGCCUCCACAGAUGGAGGCAGCAAUGCUUCCGAAGACCAGCUGCUGGAAACCACAGGAGGGGACAGGGCUCUUGUCCUCGAAUCCUGUUUGCAGGUUUCCCACAAGCGUAUGGUUGGCCACUGUGAGAACAGAAGGCAGCACUAGAUGGGCCAUUGGCCUCAUCCAGCAGCCUCUUCUCAUGUUCGUAUGGACAAAGACUGACCAGGCUUUGAUAGGUGAGCCAGCAUGGUCAACAGGAAAUUCUCCAAGGGCUUUCAGAACACCAUCAACCUCUGAAGGUUACUCUAUGAGUCCAAAUUCCUUGAGGUAGUGAUGAAGGCCCUGUUGACACCUCCACCCAACAUGGACCACCAGCUCCUCACCCAAGCCACACCGUCAGACUGUAUGGGUCACCUGUUGCCACAUGUGCCAUACUGUGAGAGACCCCAGGUUGCCAAGGCAGUCAUGAGAUCCUGAAUUGUCCCAACAAGAGGACCUCCGGCAGUGCUGAAGUUCUAAAGAAUGAAAGAAAUGGAGACCCAUGACACCAGGUCUAAAAUCAUCUCUAGGAAGGAGGGUGGAACAUGGACAGAACUCCUAAUUUGUGCUGUGAUGUCAAAUGCCUGGUGCAAACCUGAAAGAGCGUCUCCACCCCCAUCGUUCUGAGGUCCAGUGCCGAGGGCCUUCUGGCGGUUCCCUCGUUGUGAGAAGCCAAGUUACAGGGAACCAGGCAGAGGGCCUUCUCGAUAGUGGCACCCGCCCUGUGGAACGCCCUCCCACCAGAUGUCAAAGAGAAAAACAACUACCAGACUUUUAGAAGACAUCUGAAGGCAGCCCUGUUUAGGGAAGCUUUUAAUGUUUAAUAGACUAUUGUAUUUUAAUAUUGUGUUGGAAGCCGCCCAGAGUGGCUGGGGAAACCCAGCCAGAUGGUUGGGGUAUAAAUAAUAAAUAAUAAUAAUAAUAAUAAUAAUAAUUAUUAUUAUUAUUAUUAUUAUUAUUAUUAUUUUGUACUCACUUUCAAUUUUGUAUUCUGUAUGCUUUUAUAAUAGUCACUUUGAGAUAUUUUAUCUAGUAAGUGAUGGAAUACUACUCCUGCUACUACCAAAUGAGUUUUACCUAGAAUCAUAGAACUGUAGAGUUGAAAGGGAUCCCAAGGGUCAUCUAGUCUAACCCCCUGCGAUGCAGGAAUCACAGCUUUUCCUUUCGCUUCCGUGGCCUAAAUUUAUGUUUUUGAUCACAUGGUCUGUACAUUCUGAAUGCUCUGCUCACACAUUAGACAACACCCACACCAUACACACAGAGCACACUUAUGUCACACACUGGCAUUCCCAGUGUAGACAAAGCAGCAUUUUCCAUACAUACACACAAUUGACAAUAUUGCCUUGUAGGGUGAGGGGCGGGCAAAAUUUUUGAUUUCUGUUUCUCUUAGUUUCUACCCCCCCCCCCAAUCUUAAGUUCUCAAAAUUUCUACAUCAUUUUGCAAUUUCUUAAACAAAGACAUCUUUGUGAAAAUGCACAUGCAUUUUAGUGUAAAUUUCUCCUAAUACAACACAGUUUUGUUUGCAACUUUGCAAGUCAUUUUCAUAAGUAUAUGCAUUUGUAUGCACACUUUACACCAGCAUAUACAUUUUUGAACACCUUAGCUGGCUGGAGGAUGGCAUUGCAAAAUUUGGAGAAGGGCAAAUUUGGCUGUGUUUCAGUCCGGGAAUUAUUUUGAAAAGAGCAAAUCAGAAAGGUUAAAUGCAAACUGAAUCAGAUUUCUCCUCCAUCCCUAGCUGGGGUGUCCAGAUUCAAGACAGCCAAUGAAGGUGAAUGCCAGAAGAUUUCAGAGCAGACAAAAGAAAGUACUUCUUCACAUGGUGCACAGUUAAACUAUGGAAUUUGAUCCCGCUGGAUACAGUGAUGGCUACACAGAUUCCUGGAAGAUAAGGCUGUUGAUGCCUAUAUUCUGUCUCUGCUCUUAGAGGAAGUAUGUCUCUGACUUCCAGUUGCUGAGCAGCAGAAAUAGGGAUUCCCAUAGACUUCUGGUUGGCCACUGUCUAAACAGAAUGCUGGACUAAAUGGGCCCCCUUUGGUUGGAUCCAGGAGGGCUCUUAGGAUCACAUUCAACAGAGACUCCCUGCACAUUCAACGGUGGUUUGGGGUUUAACGGAGGAUCCUUUCAGCAGAAUGGAUUCCUCAAAGGCUGUUUCUCAUUCUCAACUACUUGGGAAACAGUUUUGGGUGCUCCUAGUCCCCUUCUCCCCCACCCUUACUAAAGAUGAAACCAUGCUUGGUCAGAGAAGCUUAAAAGGUGAUGCCAAGUGCAUCAAACAGACUUCCAAGUCAAGAGGCAGGCAGGAUUUACACAAGCAGCUAAUUGUUUAUUUGAAAUCUACGUGCACGUGCGCAGGCAUACACACACGAACGAUGCAGACAAGUUUAAUGAUACAGUGUCCCUCGUAAGUGCAAACACAUGCUUGACACCAAGAUAAUCUGGCAGCCUUGGCAACGACCUGAAGAGUGACGGCAGAAGCGUGGAGAGAAGGUUCGGCUCCAUCUGUUUGGCUCAAGGGCUUGAACUGCAGUUGCUCCAUCUCUCAGCCAAGGCCAACAAUGACCUGGCUCCUUAGGCCCGCAAUUAGCUAUGCCACUACCAAACUCGACUCGGAGCAUAAGAACGUAAGAACACCAGAAGAGCCUGCUGGGUCGGGGCAAUAGUUCAUCUAGUCCAGCAUCCUUUUCUCACAGGGGCCGACCAGAUACCUGUGGGAAAUCCCAAAGCAAGAUUCAAGCACAAGAGCCCUUUCCCCUCCUGUGAAAUACUUGCAGCUGUGCAGAGCACAGCCAUAUGGGCUAGUAGCCACUGAUAGCCCUGUACUCCAGGAAUUUGCCCAAUCCUCUUUUAAAGGUUUGAGGCCAUCACUACCUUCUGUGGAAGUUUGUUCCAUGGUUUAAUUCUGUGCUGUGUAAAGAAGGUAUUUCCUUGGAUGUGUCCUAAGUUUAAGGCAUCCUUGGAUGUGUCCUGAAUCUUCCAACAUUCAGCUUCAUUGGAUGUCUAUGAGUUCUAGACAGGGAGAAAACCUUUUCUCUAUUCACGUUCUCCAUUUAUUAACUUCUAUCAUGUCACCUCUUCCUUGCCUUUUCUCUAAACUGAAAAGUCCUAAAUGCUGCAACCAUUCCUUAUAGGGGAGUUGCUCUAUCCCAUUGGUUCCCCUUUCCUGGACCUUUCCCAGCUGUGCAAUAUCCUUUUUGAGACGAGGCAUCCAUAACUGUACACAGUAUUCCAAAUACGGCCACACCCUAGAAUUGCGUAACAGCAUUAUGAUACUGGCAGUUUUAUUUUCAAUUCCAUUCCUAGUGAUCCCUAGCGUGGAAUUUGCCCUUUCCGUGGCAUGUGUGGUGCUGUUCAAGCCUGUGGUCUGUGUAAUACUGAGAAGAGUCUUUCAGCUCCUUUCUCCUCCUCUUCGCUGGAGUCCUGCCACAGUGGUCUUACAAGCAGGAGAGGCGCCCACAGAUGUGUUCUGAAUUAUGGGCCUUUCCAGCUUUAGCAGAGGUGGGAGGUUCCACAGAAUGAUAAAGGAAGUGGUUCAACCUGAAUAUAAAUACUACAUCCCCUUUGUUACUUGACCUCUGCUCCUUGUUUUGUCUGCUGCAUGCAGCACCUGACUGUCACAACCUUAAGUGGUAGCAGAUCUGGAAACUGUCACAGUCUUGACUGUUUUCAGAAAGGCAAAAUGUUAGAAGAUGCCUGCUGGGAGCCUUCUAGGGAUCUAGAGCAGUUGAGAAGGAAGGCUGUGAAAUGAAGGCUUGGAGAGCCAGUGGGGAGUAGUGGUUAGAGUGCCAGAGUGGGAGACCAGGGUUCCAGUUCCCACUCAGCCAUGAAGCUCACUGGGUGUGACCUAACCUACUUCACAGGGUUGUUGUGGGGAUUAAAUGAGGAGGGGGAGGACCAUGUUUGCCACCUUGAGCUCCUUGGAUGAAAGGGAGGGAUGUAAAUGCAAUAAACCGGCUAACUAACCAGCUUCCUUUCUCCCUUCCUUCCAGUGUCUUGGUGCAAGCAGACGACUCAAGUCGCCCCAAGCUCAUCCUCGCUGUCUGUGCCCAAUGGGACUGCCGCCUCUCGCCUCUCAGGCUCCUUAUGGGGUUGGAAACAGAAUCAUGUUAUCUGCAACCUAAUGCUUUCAGGGUCAAGACCUUGGUUCGUGAAGAUGGUCUUUUACUGGGCGUUGUGUACAGACUCGUGGUUCUGAUCAAGUCCCGAACACGUUAGGAAAAAGCUUCACACACCGCGACCCAGUUGUGGGCCGGAGUCCUUCCAGUCACUCUGCCUUCGAGGGUCUGAGCUGCUGGGAAGUUACUAUGCAGCUUGGACUGUGCACAGUGGUGGUUUUUCUGAGCUUGGCGGAUCUUGCAGACAGCAGCAGCAGCAGCAGCAGCAGCAGCAGCAGCAGCAAAGCACUGAAGGGCAAGAGGCAAAGACGAAGUAUGUAUGAAAGCCCUUUGAAAUGGCAAGUUGCAGACCUGCGUCAUUGACCUAUUCUUCUUGCAUUGCGUUUUGAGGCAACGUAGCGCUUGGGGCUGACAGGAAUUCUCUAGGAAUCCUCUAGGGUGAUCUGGCCUUGAUUUGAUGAAGAUGGCUCUGCUCUGCCUCCACAGUUGGAGGCAGCAAUGCUUUUAAAUGCUAUUUGCUGGGAAACUCAGGAGAGGAGAGGGCUCUUGUGCUUAAAUCCUGCUUGCAGGCUUCCCAUUGGUUGGCCACUGUGAGAAGAGGAUGCUAAACUAAACUAAACUAAACUAAACUAAACUAAACUAAACUAAACUAAACGGCCCUUGGCCUGAUCCAGCAGGCUCUUCUUAGCUUCUUUAUAAAAAAAUAGCAGCCCCUCCUCCACCUGCCAGACUCAAGCCAAGCUCCCCUCUCCUAGAUCCUUUUGGGAUGGGAGGGUGGCCUUAAUAUUGAUGUGAGAAAUGCCGUGUUUCCUAGAUUCAGGAAACCGCAUGCUGUGUGGUUGAAAGGUGCCUUAGUUGGAGAGUGGUUCUUAUGGAACAAAGGAAACUGAGCUUCUAGACACCUUCCUGUCCAUUUGCGUAGAGUGUGGGGUGUCAUAGAAUCCUAGGAUUGUAAAGUUGGAAGGGACCCCAAGGCUCAUCUAGUCCAGCAUCUGUAGCAUCUCCAGAAGCUUUCAUGGCCUUUCAGUCUGGACUCCAUAUUUCCACAUUCUGGCUAUCUGACAUAUCUGCUACCAAGAGUUGUUGGAAAACCCUUAUUCUGCUCCCUGAGUGACAGCUCUCAGAGUUCCCAAGGAAGAGGAAUUGACUGUUAAAUCAUUCUGUGAGAGGGACGGGGGUAUCUCAACAACUCUCAGCACCCUUAACUACAGUGCCCAGGAUUCCUUAAGGAAGCUGUGACUGUUUAAAGUAGCACCAUAGUGUUUUAAAUGCAUGGUGUGAAAGUGGUUUUAAAGAAUGUCUCACUUUUAUGCUGCCAGAAGUGUCAUUUCAAUAACCAUAUUGCAAUAUACCUUCUGCCAGAAUAGAUAUGGGAGAUGUGUGUGUAUAUUUAUUUGCAGAUCAAACUACAUGUGACAUUAACUGCAUGGUUUGCCCUGAAGGGGGUGGGGGGUUUUUUGUCAAGGGGCUAGCAUGGAGAAGGGAUGUACAUCAGUCAGGACUGGCAGGCAGCAGCAGGUGGGGUGGGGUGGGGGGCUUAACUUCUUGGGGUCUGCUGCAUUCCAGAUCCACACUGGGUCCCUAUGUGUGCCAUUUACAAAGAGUAGGGGAGCAAAUGGGAGCCCAUCUGCCCUGCCCCUGUAAACAGUAGAGAAGUCACUGUGCCAAAACAACAGCAGUCAUCUCUGUGGACCCUGGAGGAUGUGAGAGGGAAACAGAGGUGCAAUUCCUGCACUGCAGGAGCUUGGACUAGAUGACUUCCAGGGCCAUUUCCAACUCUACAAUUGGAAGAGGACCUUAAGGUCCAUGAAUAACCAUAGUUUAGAGGUCCCGGAUCCUAAGGAAGUCAGACUAUCCUCCACCAGGGCCAGGGCCUUUUCAGUGAUGGCUCCGACCUGGUGGAAUGCUCUGUCCCAUGAGACUAGGGCCCUUCAGGAUUUAACCUCCUUCCGUCAGGCCUGUAAGACAGAGCUAUUCCACCUGGCCUUUAAUUUGAAUUCAGCCUGAUCUUUUAUUUCCCUUCUCUUCCCUCCCCCUCCCCUUUUAUAAAGAUUACCCGCUCUGAGACCCCACAGCUAAUUCUCCCCUGGCCUCCUCGCUGGCCCAAGUAGGACUAAUUCAGCCAGCUAGCCCUGGUAACUAUCUAAUGCUUAUUAGAUGGAUUUCCCCCAAAUUGAUUUCUGAACUUUGAAUUUUAUUGUAAUUCAUGCUUUUAUACUGUAUUUUAUGCUGCUUCUACAAUUAAGUGUUUUAAAUUUGUUGUUAGCCACCCUGAGCCCGGUUUUCUGAACCAGGAAGGGUGGGGUUUAAUAAAAAAAUGUUAUUAUUAUUAUUAUUAUUAUUACAAUUUGAAGUGGUCAUGAAACUGUGCCUGAGACACAAGUGUGUUAAUCGGGACUCACCGUAUUUUUCGCUCUAUAAGACGCACCAGACCACAAGAUGCACCUAGUUUUUGGAGGAGGAAAACAAGAAAAAAAAUAUUCUGAAUCUCAGAUGCCAGAACAGCAAGAGGGAUCGCUGUGCAGUGAAAGCAGCAAUCCCUCUUGCUGUUCUGGCUUCUGGGAUAGCCGCACAGCCUGCAUUCGCUCCAUAAGAUGCACACACAUUUCCCCUUACUUUUCAGGAGGGAAAAAGUGAGUCUUAUAGAGCAAAAAAUACGGUAAAUUCAAUCUUCCAAUAUAUUAAGGUGGAAAAAAGCUGAUAUCCCAGUGGUCCAUGGUGGUUGGAGUGGACUCACUUCGGAGAAGGAAUCGGCUCCCAAUUUCUCAAGACAGGCUCCGCUUCUAACAGCUUCCCCCUGCAAAUCCAGUUGGGGCUGAGUUGACAAAUUGGUCCUGCUGCUUCUCUCCCAAUCUCGCAGCCUGACGGGAGGCCUUUGCAGCCUCUGCCUAUCUCCCCACCACCGAGAAGCCGGGCCUUUGACUCUCAGGAAUGUCAGAGCACUUGCUUUGCAGGAAGAAUAAAUAAUGUGUUUAAAAUAAAGUCAAAAAAGAUGUAGACUUGCUAUAAACAAAAGCCAAUGCUUGCAUAAUUAACCAGUAUAAAUAUAAAUAACCUGUGACGAUUUGUUUAAAAACCUGGCUGAGUUGUCCAUGAUAAUUGAUACCAGAAAGCAGCACAGACAUAAAAGGGGAUGUUUUUGUUGGCCUGAGCCAAGGAGGGCCCAGGAGGAGUGAGUCUCUGUCCUCUCCGGAUCUGGACUUCUGCUUCCAUCCAAGCGAGUUCAGAGAGGGAAGCCUCCCUGGAGGAGAGCAGAGCAGAGACAAGGCUGUGGGAGCCUUGACUUUUCCUUGUUGGUUCUGCUGGGGCAAACCUUUACUCUUCUCAAAACCUUGUGUGAAUUUAAGUGAGGGAAGGAAGCGAUUCCAAAGCAUUCUUUUGAGCUGAGUCUGUUUAGCCUGGAGAAGGGAAGGCUGAGAGCUAAUAGGAUAGCCAUCUUCAAAGAUCUGGUGGGCUGUCACAUGGAAGAUGGAGCAAGCUUGCUUUCUGCUGCUCCAGAGGGAAAGACCUGAACCAAUGGAUCCAAAUGACAAGGAGAUUCUGCCUAAACAUUAGGAAGAACUUUCUUAUGGUAAGAGCGUUGGAACGGACCACCUCAGAGGUGGUGGACUCUCCUUCCUUGGAGGUUUUUAAGCAGAGGUUGGAUGGUCAUCUGUCAGGGAUUUUUUUUUUUUAUGUGAUUCCUGCAUUGCAGAGGGUUAGGCUAGAUGACACUUGGGGUACCUUCCAGCUCUCCAAUUCUAUUAUUCUAUGAUUCGGCAAAGCUUCUUCUGGGUCAGGCCAUAGUCUGCCUGGCAUGUGCAGUUUAAAUCUUGAAUUGUCCAGACCCACAGCCAUACAUGGACAGAUGUGUCAUUUCCCUUGCCCCUCUAAGGCUGGCUUCUGCUCUGCCUGGGAGAUGGGCCUCUGCACCCAACCACAAACUGCUUUAAUGGGAAGGUACAAGAAGCUGGUCCUCCAUCUCUAGCUGUUGUUGACAAUGGUGGAAAUAGCGACUUCAGAAGCCCUUCCCAAGAAACUUAAGCAAACCAGUCCAAGGGUCCUGUGGUGAUGGCCCAUAUCCCUGAGAUGCCAGGGGAUUCUGACAGCAAGAAAUCAUAGGAUUGUAGACUUGGAAGAGAUCCCAAGGGUCAUCUAGUGCAACCCCAUGCAAUGCAGAAAUCACAGCUCAAGAAUCCCUGACAGAUGGCCACCCAAUCUCUGUUUAAAGACCUCUAAGGAAGGAGCGCUCACCACCUUCUGAGGAUGUCCGUUCCACUGUCAAACAGCUCUUACCUUCAGAAAGUUCUUCCUAAGGUUUAGGCAGAAUCUGUUAUUGUUGUUUUAGUUGCUUUAUUGCUUCAACUUGCCUAUUGUGCAUUCUGUGAACAUCUCCAGCUUCUCAAGGGCCUAGCUAGCAGUGAUGGGCAACCACAUGCCAAAGGGUGUUUGGGAGAUGCUUUGGGUCUCUGCUCCCAACUCCUGGGACCUCCUGCUUGCACUGAGCUAUGACCCUUCAUAGAAGCAGGCAGGUGAUCUUGCUCUGUGGUGCUCACUUCUCUCUCCCUCCUUCCAGUCAGUACUGAGAUGACUCAAGGCUGUGCGAAGGGAUGUGACCUGUGCUCUGAGUUCAACGGGUGCCUCAAAUGCUCCCCCAAACUCUUCAUCCUUCUGGAGAGGAACGACAUUCGCCAAAUUGGCAUCUGCCUGCCCUCUUGCCCACCGGGCUACUUCGAUGUGCGGAACCCAGACAUGAACAAGUGCAUGAGUGAGUCUUUGGGAUGGGGGUUGGGGGGGGGAUAGGGUGGGGGGAGGGAGCAGCCUAGCAUUAUUUUCUUGUGAAAUUCAGCCAUGUUUGAAUGUCAUUUCCCACCAUAUAAUGGUCUCUUGGUAAUAUUCUGUGUGAUUUCUGAUUUUUGAACAACUGAUACGUAAUCCGAGGUGUGAGCCAGCCAUCUAAACUCCUAUAAGGAAGGUUCUUAACUUAGGAAAUGCAUUUUCACCUAAGGCAAAUGUUUUUGGCACUCCAUUGGAACAAAAAAUAUCAUGGGUUUCCAAGAGCUCAUUUCAGUGCAUACAUCAGCGGAAUGGAUGAAGAAAGUCCUCUGCCCCCAUAGCCAGUGGUUGGCAUGUUGGACUAGGACCUGGGAGACCAGGGUUUGAAUCCCCAUUCAGCCACGAAGCUCACUUAAACCAGUCAUUGCCUCUCAGCCUAACCUACCUCACCAGGUUGAGAGGGAGAACUAUGUAGGCCAACUUGAGCUCCAUGGAGCAAAGGAUGGGCUAUAAAUGCAAUCAAUCAAUAAAGUGUAGAUGGGAUCCCAGAGCACUCCUUGGUUCCUCAAGAACAGCUCUGUAAGCUAUAAGCUUGGUUGCAUUCCUGUGGAAUGGGACAGUGUGGCAGAAGGAAGCAUGCCUCCUUUAGUGUCAGGACUGGAUGAGUGUGCACAGAAAGAUCCCUUAGAAAGUAUGGACAAAGAGGAGGAAGCAUGCAGAGCAUCACACCUGCAGGGAGGUGAAGUCAGGGCUGACCCAAUACCUUUGGCUGCCUGACGUGGGAGAGCAAAUGGGACCCCACUCACCAAGUCAAAAGGCACAGCGCCCAAGGCUGGUCAGGUUACCUUGGCACCUGUGGCAGGUAACCCCACAAGCAGGACCACUCCCUGGGAGUAGAAAUAUAGCAGCAACACCACUUUGCUGCCCUUUCAUGCCACUGUGUGCCUGUAGGAAACCUGCAACCAGGAUUCGAGCAGAGCAACUCUCCCCUCCUGUGGUUUCAAAAGCAUUGCUGCCUCCUACUGUGCCAUUGAUAACCCUUUCCUCGAUCAUUUGCCUAACCCUCUUUUAAAUCCAUCCAGCUGGAAGGUCAUCACAGUGUCCUGUAGGAGCAAGUUACGUAGUUGAACUAUGUGCUCUGUGGAGGACUUCCUUUUAGCCGUCCCGAAUUUUAGACAGACAGGUGGGGACUGACCAGGGCCAUGUUCAAUUCUCAAGGCAGAGAAUGGACACUUCACUUUCCCCUUAGCAAGCCCCUGGUUGAUGAGGGCCCAACACACUGGCAGGGCACAAACUGUUCCCUGUGUGUUGUUUUCUUUUAGUGGCAGGUGCCAGUUCCAUCUUACUUCAGUGCCAGCUCUGUUGCCAUCCCUGCCCCCCUCCCCCGCCGACCACAUGGGACCCUCUUGGCCACCUAAUUUGGGAUCCACUCACAGGAGGACUGUUGGGUAGGAGGGAGAGUUCCAUUUGAGGCGGUAAUUCUAACUGGUCAUUUUUCUUUCUCUCCCACGGGACACAGAAUGCAAAAUCGACAACUGUGAGGACUGUUUCAGCCGAAACUUUUGCACAAAGUGCAAGGAAGGCCUGUACUUGCACAAAGGAAGAUGUUACGCCACCUGCCCUGAGGGUUAUUCUGCUGCCAACGGCACCAUGGAAUGCAGCAGUCCUGGUGAGCAUGACAAUCAAGAGGGGUGGCGGUGAUGGAGGAGGUCUCCUUGCCUGCCCUGCCCAGGGCAGCCAGUAGCUCAGGCCCAGGGGGCCCUGGAGGUGCCAGAGCAGGAGGGGACUUUGGUCAGAGGCCACCAUGUUCUCCAGGAUUAUUCAGCCUUUGCUGUAGUCACUGAAGCACCUUGAUGUAUAUUUUGGUUUCCAUGGAAACAGGGGCAAAAAAAAAUCCCCCAAGGUCUAUGACUCUGUGACAAACAGACCUCUCUCUCUCUCUCCACCCCCCUGCUUUUUUUUAUAGCACAAUGUGAAAUGAGCGAGUGGGGUCCAUGGGGCCCUUGCUCCAAGAAAAAGAAGCUCUGCGGCUUCCGGAGAGGCAAUGAGGAGCGCUCUCGGAAGGUCCUUCAGGCGCCCUCCUUGGGGGACGUGUCUGUGUGCCCAGCCACCACCGAGCUCCGGAGAUGCACAGUGGUGAAGAACCCGUGCCCAGAAGGUGAAUGGGUUAUGAGUUCCACUUAGCCCCUUUGCUUGGUUGGCAUAAGCACAGGGCAAAGAAUGACAGAGACGGUUGCUUUAUUUCCCGAAAUGUAAGCGUUCUCUUCAUCAGGCUAGCUAGCAAAUCCAAUGGAGGCUCUGCUGGACUUUCGUUGCUGCAUUUUGGACCGGCUGAACUUUCCAGGCCCUUUUCUGAGUCUGCAGUUCUCCAAUUCCGAUGCAGUUCAGGUUUGCAUAAGCAACACACGGCUAGGGAUGUAUCUCACAGGGGCAGGUGGUGCUCAAGCUGAAAACCGGCCAGCUAAGUCAAAGGGAGCAACUGCACUCUUGUUGCCUCAUUUUUCAACAUUGUUGUCUUGGGUGUGCAGGGAGGAAGAAUGUGGGCUGUGACCCUUUAGCCCCUUUUUCAAAAUGUAUCAGGCUAUCUGUUGAUUUGUGGUGCUGUUUGCCUUGGAUAAGACUACAUUUCCUGUGAAAAGACAGGUUUGCAUUGUGUGCAACUCCAUCCCAUGAGGCACUCUUGCUUCACACCUAGAAUAAAAAUACUGUAACAUGGACCAAGGCAUAUUAUUAUUAUUAUUAAAAUUUAUAUACUGCCCUAUACCUGUACGUCUCAGGGUGGUUCACAAGAUAAAAUUACAAUAUAGAAACACAAAAUGCAUAAUCAAAACAGAAACAGCCAAUCAACCCCCUCAAAACACAAAAAGUCAAAAACCAUUUUAAUUAAAAUAAAAUAAAAAGCAGUUUAAAAGAAUGUAAACCGUACUCUCUGCUGGGCAGCAGCAGCAGUCCUUUUGUAGUCUAUCAGGCCAAGCCCUGGGCCUGGUGGAGAGAGGCAGAAGCAGGACCCUCAGACUCUCAGCAUGUUCAGCAGAACCUUCUCAUCCCCCAUUCCCUUCCUGCCUGUCCUCCAGGCUGACUUUCCCUCACCAACAACUUCUGAGUGUCAGCAACAUCCCAACUCACCCAAGGCCAUUGCAGGAGCCUGUAUUCCCUAUGUCUAUUUCAAAAGCUAGGUGAAAAGCCAUCCCCUGCCUUUGCAUCCAGGGGAAGGGCCAUAGCUCAGUAGCAGAGCAUCUGGUUUGGAUGCAGAAGGUCCCAGGUUCAUUCCCUGACAGCAUCUCCAGGUGCAGAGAACAGAGAACGCAGCCUGAAAUUCUGGAGAAGCCAAUGCCAGUCAGUGUAGACAAUAGUGAGAUGGACAAGUGGUCUGACUUGGUAUAAGGCAGCUUCCUGCAUUAAUUGAUCUGGGGGAAUGAGCUUUUUUUACCCCUUAGAGACAACAUUAUAGCUUGAAGAAGAAGGGUGCUCUUUCUCUGUUGAGAAGGCCCAGGGGUAGGAAACCUGCUCUGUGCGCAGAUGGCCCCAGGUCUAACCUGCAGCACUUCUACAUAGGGCUGUGAGAAGCUUCUGCCUGAGAUCCUAGAGAGUCGUUGCUGUGACUCAAGAGUAGAUAAGAUUGAGCUAGAUGGACCCAUGGCCAGUCUCCAUAUAAGACAGCUUCCUAUGCACAGGUAGCGUGUGGUGUUGACUAUUUAUGAGCCAUUUCAGAGUGUCUAAUGUCCUCUUGCUGAACAGCAGAUGCAGGUUAGGGGACAACCUCCUCUUUUCCUCCAUCUCACUCUUGGCCUUUUGCUUGUUUGCAGGAUGGAAAAAGAAAAAGGAAGAGCAAGGAAAGAGAGACAACGCGAAUGAGGACAGAAGCCGGAAAGAUGCCAAGGACGGCCGUGUCAGGAGAAGGAAAGGCCAGCCCAGGGGAACAGUUGUGCCUGUGACCUCUGCUCCGUAGCUGUCCCUCCACAGCUGUGCGAUGACAAACCUCCAUUGCUGCUAUGUAAAUGAAAGCUUUAUUGAACCAAAACACUGCACCACGAUGACGUAAGACAUGGCUGGACAGACGGAAGGAUCCUUCUAGGGGCAAAAUGUACAAAAAUGCAGACCCACCUAUAUCCGGCGUAGUGUAUCAGAAACAUGGAAAUUCCUUGUGGUUCCUUAGCAAGGGGACUGUCUCAACAAGGUGCUCUUGACCAGAGUGCCCAGGACUUGAUGUUGGGAAGAUGAGAGGGAAGAAGGCAUGUGCUUUAAGGAGGGCCGCUGAGCAAACAUCUCCAGCUGGAGUCGCUAUGGACAGACGGCAUGAGAGGAGACAGUUCCCAAUGCCAAGGACAAGACUGGAAUGAGUUUGCUCAAAAUCUGGAAAUGCACAAAGGCUGCUUUCAAGUCCUCUCCAUUGUGUUUCAACCUGUAUCACUGAGAAUAUGUGUUGCAUAUCUGUGAUGAACGUCCAGGGGUGUUUGCCCUGAUAUUGCUUCAAAAUUUCAGAUUAAAAAACCCCCAAAAUAGUCCCAUUCUUAUGUCUGCAGAUCAUCUUCAAAGUAGUAACUCCGAAAAGAGUAUUCUCAUCCUUCAG
Molecule: messenger RNA, 23716 nt
Organism: Podarcis lilfordi (Lilford's wall lizard)
Lineage: Eukaryota; Metazoa; Chordata; Lepidosauria; Squamata; Lacertidae
Source: the annotation of a GenBank genome assembly